Molecule: messenger RNA, 7196 nt
Organism: Tripterygium wilfordii
Lineage: Eukaryota; Viridiplantae; Streptophyta; Magnoliopsida; Celastrales; Celastraceae
Product: protein SWEETIE
Exons: 48
Coding region: 85-6936 (2283 amino acids)
Biological process (GO): carbohydrate metabolic process
Source: RefSeq, a predicted model, not a curated record
GGAAGAUACAAGAACAGUGUGUCCAGAAUACUAAAGCAAAAGCACAAAUCGCGAGUCUUUCCAAUCUGGAGUCGUUCUUCUCUGAUGGCGAGGAACGUAGCGAGACAGAACAUACCGCUAUCGCGUUUCGGGGUCUUGGUGGCGCAGCUGGAGUCCAUAGUCGCGUCCGCCUCGCAGCAGUCCCCUGAUCCUCUCCUAUGCUUUGAUUUGCUCUCCGAUCUCAUUUCUGCCAUAGACGAGGAGCCAAAGGAAUCAAUUUUGUUGUGGCAAAGAAAAUGUGAGGAUGCUCUUUAUUCUUUGCUCACUCAUGGUGCUAGGCGGCCUGUACGCCAUUUGGCCUCAGUGGCAAUGGCAAAAACUAUAUCUAAGGGAGAUAGCAUUUCGAUAUACUCCAGAGCAAGCAGUCUCCAAGGUUUUCUCUCUGAUGGGAAGAAGAGCGAGCCUCAGAAAGUUGCUGGUGCUGCACAAUGCUUAGGAGAAUUGUAUCGGCAUUUUGGGAGACGGAUCACUUCGGGUUUGCUUGAAACAACAAUCAUUGCAACAAAACUUAUGAAGUUUCUAGAGGAUUUUGUGAGACGAGAGGCUCUUCUUAUGCUUCAGAAUGCUUUGGAAGGGUCUAGUGGAAAUGCAGCUGCUUCUGCAUAUACUGAGGCAUUUCGUCUCAUCACAAAGGUUUCAAUUGGUGAUAAAUCAUCUGUUGUUAGAAUAGCUGCUGCACGGUGCUUGAAGGCAUUUGCAAUUAUUGGAGGGCCAGGUUUAGGGAUGGGAGAACUUGACAAUUCAGCCUCUUACUGUGUUAAGGCCCUCGAGGAUCCUCUAGCAUCUGUUAGGGAUGCAUUUGCGGAAGCAUUAGGUUCAUUGCUUGCUCUUGCGUUGAAUCCAGAGGCACAGGUUCAACCAAGGGGAAAAGGUCCUUUUCCACCAGCAAGAAAACUGGAAGGUGGCUUGCAAAGGCACUUAGCUUCGCCUUUUACAAAAGCUAGUGGUGCUCGGUCAAAGGAUAUACGGAUGGGCCUAACACUAUCAUGGGUAUUCCUUUUGCAGGCUGUCCGUCUAAAGUAUCUGCAUCCAGACAAUGAGCUUCAAAACUAUGCAUUGCUGGUUAUGGAAAUGCUUCAUGCCGAUAAUUCCGUUGAUGCCCAUGCACUGGCAUGUGUUCUCUAUAUUCUACGGGUUGGCAUUACUGAUCAGAUGACAGAACCUACUCAAAGGAGCUUUUUAGUUUUUUUGGGAAAGCAGCUUCAAUCUUUUGAUGCCAGUCCUUCCAUGAAAAUCGCCGCUUUGCGUACCUUGUCAUAUACUUUGAAAACACUUGGGGAGGUUCCGCUUGAGUUCAAGGAAGAGUUUGAUAACACUGUUGUUGCUUCGAUAUCUCACCCUUCACAACUUGUACGUAUUGAGGCAGCUCUGACAUUACGAGUGUUAGCUGAGGUUGAUCCCACGUGUAUUGGUGGCUUGAUUUCUUAUGGUUUAACCACUCUAAAUGCUUUGAGGGAGAGUGUUUCAUUUGGAAAGGGAAGCAACUUGAAUGUUGAUCUUGAUUCCUUGCGUGGGCAAGCUAUAGUUUUGGCCGCAUUGGUGUCCAUUUCACCAAAAUUACCUCUUGGCUAUCCAACUAGGUUGCCUAGAUCAGUGCUUGAUAUUUUAAAAAAAUUGCUGACUGAAUCUAGUCGGAAUCCUGCUAUUGCAACAAUUGAAGAAGAAGCUGGAUGGUUACUUUUAUCUUCUCUGUUAGCUUCCAUGGCCAAGGAGGAGCUUGAAGACGGGGUCUUUGAUAUUCUUUCUUUGUGGGCUGCCCUGUUUAGUGGAAAUCCAGAACAUGAAAUUAAGCAAAUAGGAGAUUUGACAUCUAGGAUAUGUGUGUGGUCUGCUGCAGUUGAUGCACUCACAACAUUCAUAAGAUGCUUUGUUUCUGGUGAUGCUCUAAACUAUGGCAUUUUACUUCAACCAGUGAUGGUAUACUUGAGUAGGGCAUUGUCGUAUAUAUCAAUGAUACAAGCCAAAGCACUUCCAAAUACGAAGCCUGCAAUUGACAUACUCAUCAUCAGAACGUUAAUUGCUUAUCAGUCCCUUCCUGAUCCAGUGGCAUAUAAAAGUGACCAUCCCCAGAUCAUUCAGCUUUGCACCACUCCAUACAGGGAUGCUUCGGGAUGUGAAGAAAGUUCAUGCUUGAGGUUCCUGUUAGACAAACGAGAUUCAUGGCUGGGUCCUUGGAUCCCUGGAAGGGACUGGUUAGAGGAUGAGCUCCGUGCUUUUCAAGGUGGAAAAGAUGGGCUUAUGCCCUGUGUAUGGACCAAUGAGCUUUCUAGUUUCCCUCAGCCGGAGACAAUAAACAAGACAGUGGUGAACCAGAUGCUCCUUUGUUUCGGGGUCAUGUUUGCUUCCCAGGAUGCGAGGGGAAUGUUGUCACUUCUUGGAAUUGUUGAGAAUUGCCUGAAGUCUGGGAAGAAGCAACCAUGGAGAACAGCUAGUAUCUCCAAUAUUUGUGUGGGAUUACUUGCUGGCUUGAAGGCUUUGCUUGCUUUACAUCGCCAACCAUUGGGAAUGGAGAUACUAAAUUCAGCUCAGGCUAUUUUUCUGAGCAUACUUGCAGAGGGAGAUAUCUGUGCAUCACAUCGUAGAGCAUCAUCAGAAGGUCUUGGUCUUCUAGCUCGCCUUGGAAAUGAUGUAUUUACUGCCAGAAUGACUCGAUUGCUGCUUGGUGACCUCACUGGAUCUACAGAUUCAUGUUAUGCGGGGUCUCUUGCCCUUGCACUUGGCUGUAUUCAUCGCAGUGCAGGAGGAAUGGCAUUGUCAAGUUUGGUGCCUGCAACUGUGACUUCAAUAUCUUCAUUGGCUAAAAGCUCGAUCACUGGUUUACAGAUUUGGUCUCUGCAUGGGCUGCUUUUGACCAUUGAAUCUGCUGGCUUCUCUUAUGUGUCUCAUGUUCAGGCGACACUUGGCCUCGUUAUGGACAUUCUCUUGUCCGAGGAGCAUGGAUUCGUUGACCUUCAGCAGGGAGUAGGACGCCUUGUAAAUGCAAUUGUAGCUGUUCUUGGUCCUGAGCUUGCCCCUGGCAGCAUUUUCUUCUCACGCUGCAAGGCAGUUGUUGCAGAGAUAAGCUCAUCACAGGAAACUGCAACAAUGCUCGAGAGUGUCCGUUUCGCACAGCAACUUGUUCUUUUUGCCCCGCAAGCUGUUUCUGUGCACUCCCACGUGCAAACUCUUCUCUCUACUCUGUCCUCAAGACAGCCAACGUUAAGGCAUCUUGCAGUCUCCACAAUGCGGCAUCUCAUUGAAAAAGACCCAGUUUCCAUUGUUGAUGAACAAAUUGAAGAUAACUUAUUCCACAUGCUGGAUGAGGAAACUGAUUCAGAGAUUGGAAAUCUCAUACGCACCACAAUCAUGCGAUUGCUCUAUGCAGCAUGCCCUUUAUGUCCUUCACAUUGGAUAUUGAUAUGUCGUAACAUGGUGCUUGCUGUGUCAUCAAGAAGAAAUGCUGAAAUUAGUAACUCAGAAAAUGAUCCUUCGAAUGGUCCAGUCGGCAGCACUAGUUUUGGAGAAGAUGAUGAAAAUAUGGUCUCUACCUCUAUGGGCAUGCCAGUCCAGGGUUAUGCACUUCAAUCCUCCAUUGUAAAACCUAAUAGAGAGAAGCAUCUCAGAUAUCGAACAAGAGUUUUUGCUGCUGAGUGUUUGAGUAAUCUACCUACAGCCGUGGGGAACAAUGCCGGUCACUUUGAUCUCUCUCUAGCAAGGAAAAGAACCUCUAACGGCCAGCCAUCUGGAGAUUGGCUAGUGCUCCAUCUACAAGAAUUGAUAUCGGUUGCCUAUCAGAUAAGCACCAUCCAGUUUGAAAACAUGAGGCCGAUUGGUGUGGAACUUCUAAGUACCAUUGUUGACAAGUUUGAAACGGUAGCUGACCCUGAGCUUCCUGGGCACCUUCUGCUUGAACAAUACCAGGCUCAACUCAUAUCUGCUGUUCGUACCGCAUUAGAUGUGUCCUCUGGUCCUAUUCUGCUGGAGGCGGGCCUGCACUUGGCAACAAAGAUAAUGACAAGUGGAAUACUUGGCGGUGAUCAAGUUGCAGUGAAACGUAUAUUUUCAUUAAUUUCUCGUCCACUAAAUGAAUUCAAGGAUCUAUAUUACCCUUCAUUUGCCGAGUGGGUCACAAGCAAGAUCAAGAUAAGACUUUUGGCUGCACAUGCGUCUCUCAAAUGUUACACAUAUGCUUUCUUGAGGAGACAUCAUAGUGGGGUUCCUGAUGAGUAUCUUGCACUAUUACCACUAUUUUCAAGAAGUUCAAGUAUUCUGGGGAAGUACUGGAUCUCUGUUUUGAAGGACUACAGUUAUAUUUGCUUGCGCUUGAAUACUAAGAAAAAUUGGAAUCCAUUCCUUGAUGGAAUCCAGUCACCUGUAGUUUCAUCGAAGUUGUGCCCCAGUUUAGAUGCAGCAUGGCCAGUGAUCUUGCAAGCACUUGCUUUGGAUGCAGUUCCAGUAAUUGGAUGCUCCAAAACAUGUGUUGAAGUUACAUCAGAAACUAGUUUAAUAUCUGGAUACAGCAUGGUUGAACUGGAGUUUGAAGAUUAUCGGUUUCUAUGGGGCUUUUCUCUACAUGUUCUGUUCCAGGCCAAACAUCCUGUCCUUAAUAGGCAAAUUAUACCACUUGGCUCUGCUAAAGCUAUAUUUGGUGGUGACUCCCCAAUUGAAGAAACAAAUCCUCCAGGCUUGAAGUUAUUUGAAAUAGUGUUACCAGUGUUCCAGUUUUUUUCAAGCAAACAAUUUUUCGCUCACGGGUUUCUCACUGUAGAUAAUUGCCGAGAAUUGCUGGAGAUUUUCUCGUAUUGUAUUUUCAUGGACCAUUCAUGGAAUAGUCUCGUGUUAUCAAUUUUAUCUCAGGUUCUCCAGAACUGCCCAGAAGAUUUUUUUGAAAUGGAAAAUUUUUCUUAUCUAGCUGUGGAUCUUUGUUUGGCUUAUAUGUUCAAAAUUAUUCGAAGGACUGAUUUUAUUUUAGAAGAACAACCAAACUGGGAGGAGUUGGUAUCUCCGUUGUUUACUACAGCAAAGACACUUGUGAAGCGGUUUGAAUCGAAGCCAAAGCAAUUGAAGUCGGUGGCAUUGGCUUUUAUGUUAAUGGGUUACAAGUGCAUCAGAGAAGCUUCAACUGAGUUAUGCUUUUCAAAAGUUGUUGAUUUUGUCAAGUCUACUAGUCCCUUAUUGAAUGAAAUUGUUGACGGUGCUCCUGAACAUGGUUCAGAUGCUGAUCCCCAUUUGAGAACAUUCUUUGGGACUUGUCUGAAAGUAGUUUAUGGAUUGACCAAGGAUAAUAUCAAGGGAAUUCAUCUGCUGGAGAAAAAAAGAUUGGAGUCACGCAAAUUACUACAUAUGAAGCUUGCAUUCUGUCUUGAACAUAUCGUAACGUUUGCCAAGCUAGCUCAUGAAAUUGAGUUUCAAGGAGACAUCAAAGGCAGAAACCCCAUCUGUCUUAGUAUUGUUAGAAAUUGCACUAAAUAUAUCCAAACUGUAAUUACUGAUUCAAAUAUGCAGGUCCAAGCUAUCGGGUUACAAGUUCUUAAAAACAUGGUGCAGAGAAGCACAAAUAUUGAAGACAAUAGCUUCCUCAUGUUCUUUAAUGGAGAACUUGUUGGGGAUAUUUUCACAGUAAUGCAGAUGAUGUUGAAGAAACCUGUUUGUAAAGAAUCUGUAGCAGUUGCUGGUGAAUGCUUGAGGUUUUUAGUACUUCUGCAGACACAACCAAAAGAUAGUGAAGGUCAGAGAGGAUUUAUGAAUCUACUUCUGGAAGCCAUUCUGAUGGUCUUCUCGGUGUCAGAAAAUGAUCUAUCUCAGGAAGUUAAUGAUAUAAAGAGUACUGCCAUAAGGCUCGUUUCUCAGCUUGCUCAAAUUCCAUCCUCGGCACUUCACUUCAAAGAUGCCCUGUUAUCAAUGCCUGUGACUCAAAGGCAGCAACUUCAGGAGGUCAUUCGUGCUUCGGUAACACAAGAUCAUAGCUCAACACAGACAAAACCUGUGACACCAUUUGAGAUAAAGUUACCCAUGCCGAAAGAUCCUCUACCAUCAGUCAAUCCAUUAGCACCAACAGAGGUAACUACAAGAGAAGAAUCUCCAACACCAUCCGUAAUGCAACAUGAUAGUAAAAGCAUGGAAGAGGAUGAAGAUGAUGAUGAUUGGGAUGCUUUCCAAUCUUUUCCUGCCACUGCGAAUGCUGCAGGGACCGAGUCAAAAGUGGAAGGAGCUGCAGAAAGACCUGAUCUUGUUGAAUCACCUGCUUCCGAAAUCAGCACCCAGGAUACCACAUUUCAAGACUACCGCAAAUCCGAAUCUCUUGAGAACAUGAAAGACAUGGAAGAGUGGGAGCGUCAAGAGGCUGAUGAAGAGGAAGCAACUUCUGAUAGCCCAGGUGCCAAAAAUGAAAAUAAGGAUCCUAGUGUUUUCCAAACAGGUGAUGGUAACGAGUCAGAUAAAGAGAAAGAAGAGAAAGUGGGGACAAGGCAAGAAAUUGAAGGACAAGUGUCAAGGCAAGAUAAUAUUGGCAUCUCCUCUGAACCUCAUAUUGUUGAAGGUACAGGAAAAGCAAUUGAAGUAAAUUUAGUGGAAAACCAAAAGCUGAGAGAGGAGAGUGCAGAUUCCAAUCAAGUAUCAUCAAAUGAUCCUCUCAAAGUUGAAGAUUUGAUCGAAGUAGGUGUGAGGGGACAGGAUAUGAAGAUAAUGGAGAGCUUUGGUAGUGCAACUGCUCUUCCAGAAUUUUCUCAUAAUGAAAUUCAACAGGAACAUGAGAAUAAGACUGGCAGAGAACAACAUAUUGAGGAUGGUAAAGAUGCUGAACAGAAAAUGAUGGUUGAAAAUACAAGCACUAUCCAACACUCAGAUACCAUUGAUAGUACGGAUUUACCAAAAGACCAGGGUGAUGGCACUAAACUAGAAUCCAAGUCCAUGGAAUAAUACACUGGAGUAUAUGCUUUUGUUUGUUAUUUACCAAGGUUCAGGGAAAGGGAGUUUAUUUUCAAUAACAGUGAAAGUAACAACUAUAUGUUUUAAUCUGAUAAAUGCGGUUGAUGUAGAUAGACCAUUUACUUAGAAUAAUUCGUCUUAUUAAUUUUUUUAAUAUUUUUAUGAUGAUGAGAGCACCAUGUAGCGAUCAUAAGAAUGAUUCGUGUUUAAUAAUUCAUUUUCUUUGCAAUGAAAUUUUUUUUGCGAGUUUA